This is a messenger RNA of Pangasianodon hypophthalmus (striped catfish), 2497 nucleotides long. RefSeq names its product serine/threonine-protein kinase pim-1-like. The transcript is spliced from 10 exons. The record is from RefSeq and is a predicted model, not a curated record. Gene Ontology annotation, molecular function: ATP binding; protein serine/threonine kinase activity. The coding region runs from base 1 to 1383 and encodes 460 amino acids. Gene Ontology annotation, cellular component: cytoplasm. Gene Ontology annotation, biological process: protein autophosphorylation; regulation of mitotic cell cycle; negative regulation of apoptotic process. NCBI's taxonomy places the organism in Eukaryota, Metazoa, Chordata, Actinopteri, Siluriformes, Pangasiidae.
AUGUACUGCUAUUGCUGUUAUCCAGCAAAACAGCCAUCCUGCUCCUACUCUCUAAGAGCACGCAAGGAGAAUCCUCUGAAAAGGAAAAAGAUGGACCAUGAAGAGCCUGAGCACCUGCUCAUGGAGAGGCCAAAGAAACGGAGGAGAACAGAGACAGAACAGAAGAAUGUGAAGAGACAGGAAACAAGAACACACACUAUGAAAAUAAGCAAAUCUUUGCAAAAAGUCCCGCUCUCACCUGAAACCCAGUCAGAGCCAUCCUGCUCCUACUCUCUAAGACCACGCAAGGAGAAUCCUCUAAAAAGGAAAAAGAUGGAUCUUCUUCAUGAAGAACCUGAGACCCAGCUCAUGGAGAUGCCAAAGAAACGGAGAAGAACAGAGACAGAAGAGAACAAUGUGACAAGACAGAAAACAGGAACACGUCCUGUGAAAAGAAUCAACUCUUCACAAAAAGGCUCGCCCUCAACUGAGACCCAGUCAGAGGCAUCCUGCUCCCCUAAUUUAAAACAAUUAAGGGAUCUUAUUAAUGAACAACCUGAGCUCCAGCCCGAGGAUAUGCCAGAGAAUUUUUCUCAACGCUACACUAUUGGAAAGCGACUGGGAAGAGGAGGCUACGCUACCGUCUAUGCAGGUGUUCGUAAGUCAGAUGGGAAAAAGGUGGCCAUUAAAUACAUGGUAAAGGACAUGGCGGAAUAUUACACCCUUCCUGGUGACACACGCAGUCUCCCUCUAGAGGUGGUGCUAAUGGACCUCGUGUGCAAACCACGUUGCAGUCCAUAUGUGAUAAAAAUGCUGGAAUGGUUCGAGACAUCUAAGGGCUUCCUCUUGAUCCUGGAGCGGCCCCACAAAUGUAUCACCCUCUACAAGUUCUGUAAACGUCAACAAGGCAGAAUAUCUGAAGAUCUGGCUCGAAUCAUCAUGUGGAAAGUAGUUCAGGCUGCAAUUCACUGCUGGAACAAUGGUGUGCUCCACCGAGACAUUAAAGAAGACAACAUUCUCCUGAACCCUGAGACCCUGGAAUUGAAGCUGAUAGAUUUUGGCUAUGCUUUCUUACUUAAGGACAAGCCCUACAAGGCAUUUGGAGGCCCUCCAAUUGUCCUCCCAACUGGUUGGAUAUUUCCAAAAAAUAUCAGGCCGGAAUCUGUCACCGUCUGGGAUCUUGGUGUUCUCCUCUACACCCUGACAUGUGGAGAAAAGCCUUUAUAUUGCCGCACCCCGUUCUUCAUCAAUGGGCUGUCUGACGCCUGCUGCAGUCUGUUAAACUGGUGUCUGCAAGAAGACAUUAAAAAACGACCAGUCUUGGAGCAGAUCCUCAAGCAUGACUGGUUCCGAGACAAGACUCCCUCCAGAAGAAGAAGAAGAAGAAGAAGAAGAAAGACAUAAAAGCAGUCAGGGGUUGCAGGGGUAGUGAGACUCUCCUCAGUAUCCUCAUGUGCAUGUGUCAAACUUUCCAACAAAGUCAUGAAGUGAUGUAAGUCGUGAAAUGGUAAUACACUUGGCUUUGUGUGUAAAUGCCUAAGUAUCCCACUGCCAGGUGUCAGUCAGCUCCCCCACAGUGGGAAAGAGGGGAGCGACACCAGCAGGUGGAGUAGAAUCUUAGCAGUAGAACAGCUACAGUACUUCAACAGUGUGCCCUAUGUGAAGAAUUAUGAUAAGUUCUCUAGAGCGUUCAAGCACACAAACUCAGAGAGAGGAUCCGACCUAGAGUGGAGAAUGACGAGCAAACCAAUGUUUUGUGUGUUAUUCUGCUAAUGUAGCAGGCUCAGUAGCGAACAGCGCACGGUGCAGUGAGGGAAACCCACUCAACCAGGUUUUCAGAGGUGUGGUGCAGUGGGGGAAGUUUGUGUGACAAAGACUCUUGAGUAGAUGACACCGAGGGAGAACUCGACCCGGUGGUGAGAUGAUGGAAGGGUGGAGAGAACCCAAGUACUGCCCCAGUAUGCGCGUUAGCAGAGUCCUGCUAAAUAAAGUAGAUUUAGGGAGUAAGUGUGCGAUAUGGCACCACUGGCAGCAUUUAUUAACAUGCUUGGUAGGCUAGACAGAGGGGAAUGUGAAAUGCUCAGAGGCACGUAAGGAGAAAACAACCUGGCAGGGAUGAAAUGUGAGUGCUGAUCUUGAGCAACAUCACAGAGCAGUUUGCGUAGUUAACUUGCACAGGUACUGCCACUGCAUGCCAGAUGAAGUGAAAUAUUAUAUUGCAAAUAGUGUUUCAUGCAUCAUUUUGUGAUUGUUGAAGUGUUUGCAUGUUUAAACAUGCACAGUAGAAGAUAACUGAUUUUUUACUGCCCCUCACUCCUAGGAGUGGUGACAUAACAUCCAUGAAUUCAUCCCUGAGACAAUAAAGCUUGAUAGCAGUUUAUUGGCUAUGUCUUCAUUUUGAUUUUGAUGUGUAGAAAACUUUUCAGAUGUGCUGGCAUUCUUGAAGUGAUCUAUACAGGACAGAUGAUUUGGCAGUUAAAGACACAGACCAUGGCAUGCAGUUUGUGAAAGCAUUUCA